AUGGCGUCAGUUGCUGGAGAAGGUAUGGCGCUCUCUUUCCUCUCUCCCAUUAGGGCUGCGCCCGCGCUGAUUGCCCGCGGAUUUCGAUAUGGGCUGGGACGCGCGAUUGUGUUGAAGCAGCUGGAUGCAGGCUGGAGCAGCUGGAGAGAGAAGGAGGACCCUGCUCAGGAGAAACAAGUGAAGUUUCUAAGAGAUCUUAACGAGGUGGAUCCCGAGGGUAGACCACUUCCGCAGCGCAGCGCCAGUGCUUUGGCCGAGUAUCUCAAAGCUCUCGUCAAGGAACAGCCACGAAAGACGGAAUUUUGGGCUCUCCCAGUGCGCCAAUCCACAUGGUCACGUCCGAAGGAGGUUUUAGAGUUCAAGUGUGGCGGACUGUUCGAACCUUGGCUCUGGGCUUUCUACUUCUCUCUGGCGUUGGGGCCAUUGUCAAGGACAAGGCCCUCAGCAAAGGAAAGGAGGUUCCUGGCAGGGCUGGGUCUCAAUGAGGAGGUACAGCCAAGCUCGGAGUCUAAUACCAAGUUCAGUGACGUGAAAAGAGUCGACGAAGCCAAAGCGGAGUUGGAGGAGAUUGUUCACUAUCUUUGGGAUCCAAAGAAAUUUACCCGUCUAGGUGGCAAGCUACCGAAAGGCGUCCUUCUGGUUGGGCCUCCUGGAACAGGAAAGAGAUGCUGGCUCUGGCAAUUGCUGGUGAAGCAGUGGUACCGUUUUUCUAUUGCAGCGGGAGCGAGUUCGAGGAAAUGUUCGUCGGAGUUGGUGCUCGGCGAGCGCGGGACUUAUUCGCAGCUGCGAAGAAGCGCACUGAACCAGUUGUUGGUGGAGCUGGACGGUUUCAAGCAAAACGAAGGCAUCAUAGUGAUCGCGGCUACGAACUUCCCCGAAUCUCUCGACAAGGCGCUUGUCCGUCCUGGUCGGUUCGAUCGGCAUGUGGUGGUUCCGAAUCCAGACAGCUACUUAGAGAACAUCCACUUAUGUAUAAACACCUUGCUUUUCUUUUUUUGUUUUUUCUCUUCUUCUUUUCUCUUAUUUUUCUUCUCUUCUCUUGAACUUUGAUCUUUCUUGUAUAGAUAGCAACAGGUUUUCUGGCACAAGUUCUAUAUUGAAAGAAGAUGCCUUAGCUAUUUGGACACCUA
Molecule: messenger RNA, 1130 nt
Organism: Selaginella moellendorffii
Lineage: Eukaryota; Viridiplantae; Streptophyta; Lycopodiopsida; Selaginellales; Selaginellaceae
Product: ATP-dependent zinc metalloprotease FTSH 5, mitochondrial-like
Exons: 5
Coding region: 1-1050 (349 amino acids)
Biological process (GO): proteolysis
Cellular component (GO): chloroplast thylakoid
Molecular function (GO): ATP hydrolysis activity; ATP-dependent peptidase activity; ATP binding
Source: RefSeq, a predicted model, not a curated record